ACUUCCGGUCUUCUUCCUCUGGAAAAAGCGCAGCAAUGGCGUCUUGUAGUGAGGAGACUGUUACAGCUCCUGAGGAGGAUCAAACUGAAACUCUCGCAUCCCAGAAGAGAGAAGCGAGACUACGGAAAUUUCGAGAGUUACAUUUCAAACGGAAUGAAGCACGUAAGCUCAAUCACCAGGAGGUUGUGGAGGAGGACAAGAGACUGAAACUGCCCGCUAACUGGGAGGCUAAGAAAGCCAGACUGGAGUGGGAGCUUGCAGAAAACGAAAAGAAAAAGGAAUGUGCUGCCAGAGGGGAGGACUAUGACAGAGUGAAACUGCUUGAAAUCACUGCUGACGAUGCAGAGCGCUGGGAGAGGAAGAAAAAGAAGAAGAAUCCAGACACAGGAUUUGCAGGUUACGCCGAGGCCCAAUUCCGACAGUACCAGAGGCUCACCAAGCAAAUCAGACCAGACAUGGAAACCUAUGAGAGGCAGAGGGAGCAAUGUGGUGAGGACUUCCACCCCACAUCAAAUAGCCUGAUCCACGGCACCCAUGUUCCCACAAAGGAAGGUAUUGACCGUAUGGUGGAAGAUGUUGAGAAACAGAUAGAGAAGCGGGCCAAGUACAGCCGACGCAGAGCCUACAACGACGACGCAGACAUCGACUACAUUAACGAGAGGAACGCCAAGUUCAACAAGAAGGCGGAGCGCUUCUACGGGAAAUACACAGCAGAGAUCAAACAGAACUUGGAGAGAGGCACAGCUGUCUAGUGGGUCCGGUCAUCUCCGUGGACAUGUUUUGUCUUCACGUAGGAGACUUCGGUGCAUCUUUUUCUCCUCAGUACUGGCUGUAUAAAUAAAUUACAAAUGCCAAAAUGAACUCUACAAUGUAAGGGAGUUGUCUGACACUUUUUAUAUCAUGCUAAACUUGUUUUGAUCUGAAAGAUUUGUGAUUUGUGGUGUUCCUUUGUACAGUAUUAGAAGUUAAAACAACUGUUAUGAUUAUUCUUUAUUUUUAAAUAAACCACUUCCAGUUAUCUUA
Molecule: messenger RNA, 1023 nt
Organism: Plectropomus leopardus (leopard coralgrouper)
Lineage: Eukaryota; Metazoa; Chordata; Actinopteri; Perciformes; Serranidae
Gene: syf2
Product: SYF2 pre-mRNA-splicing factor
Cellular component (GO): catalytic step 2 spliceosome; Prp19 complex; post-mRNA release spliceosomal complex
Source: RefSeq, a predicted model, not a curated record